CGGUGGCAGGCGGCGGUGAGCAUAAAGAGGAUAGGAUAAUAUCGGUGCGCGUCCUCCUGUGGAGGUGCCCUUUCGCGGGUCCCGUACCCGUCUCGCCCGUUGCCACAGCAGACUCCCGCAGCCCGUCGGAUCGCGGCCGAGCCUGUACGAUGUAGUAAUGCCGAAGAAGGGCACCGCGCGGCAUGUGAGGGGACCUGCGAACACGAGAAGCAGCAGCGGCGGCGGCCAGCAGCCGCAGCCGCAGAACGGGGGCUGCGCCGCGCCGCUGGCCGGCACAACGUUGGCGGCGGCGACGGCCACUCCGGAAGUGGCCGCCACCAGGCACUUUCGCAGCGUGCACAUCGGCCUGACGAGCGGCAGGCGCUGGCUGUCGUUGAAGAAGCGUCUCGGCCUGUCCACGGACGAGGAUGUCGCGGUGUACCUGCUGGAUCUCGCGGAGUCCGCCGCCGUCACCAGGCAAGAGGACAAAUGCAAUGGUGCGGAGGAGUGGGAAGCGAGCGAGGCCAAGGAUCGCGAUGAGGGAGCUAUCCAGAUUAAAAGUCCCGGCGGCGAAGGCAAGACGCAGGAGGAGGAGGAGGAGCAGGACGAGGAGGAGGAGAAGGAGGAGGAGGAGAAGAAAGGAUUUAUCCGCAGGAGCCUGAGGAAGCAGCAGGAGUCCACAGCCGGCGCGAUAAGCGAUGUGCCGUCGGCGGUGCUGGACAACGUGAUCAAGUUGCACGUGCGACGCAGCUGGAAGUCCAAGUACCACAAGAACAAGACGAAACACCACAAGGACAAGCGCAAGAAGCGGCGGCACUCGAAGAGCGGCGACCCCGAGGACGCCGCCGGGUCCGUAUCGGUGAACGGGUCCGGCGGCGGCUCCGCGGCGAGCGAAGACCCGGACGCUUGCGAGGCCACGGCGACGGUGGCCGGCGGCGGCGAGGUGGAGGCGAAAUUCAAAUUAGGCGUGAAGAGAUUGGCCGCGAGGGACGCCGAGGCCGCCACGAUCAAGACUGAGCACGUAGAUAGUGUAAGAUUUAUAAGCGAUGUAAAUAAUACGAGUAACGACAUCAGGCACAACACGAACACCGGCCCCGACGCGAGCGCCGAGGGCUCCGACAAGGACACCACCUUAGAGGGUAAUAGGAGCACUAGACUGCAGUGUGACGACGCGGUGGCGUUCGCUCUGCCGAGGCUCGCCUGUCAGGACGACUCCGCCAAGGGCGCCGAGUACCCGUCGAACGCGAGUGUUGGCUCCGUCGAGACGGCGGAGGCGCAGGCCGCGAGCGCGCUCGACAAGGAGAGCGCGGGUGCAGAGCCGCAGGAGCCGCACAAGGGCGCAACCUGCGACGUGCCGAGGGACGACGAGCCGAGUCCCGACGUGGACGAGCGCAAGCUCAAGAGGAAGCGGAAGAAGCCGCGGCACGAAACCGCGCAGGUCGACGAGAAUGCCUCGGAGAAGGAUCCCCUGGAGACCGGCGCGGACGAGGCGGUGCUGAAGCACCGACGGAACAAGCACAAGCAUACGAAGGAGCACAAGACGAAGAAGCACCACGACGUGCGUAGGGCGCCUCAGGAUGGUAUCGUCGUGGUGGACGAGCCGGCUCAGGAGCUGUGCGCGCCGGAGGCCGAGUCCUCGCCGCCGAGCGACGGCCUCGGCAGGCCCGUCGAGGCCGUCGACAGCGUGAUAACUGAGCCGCAACGGCUGGCCAUCAGGAUCAAGCUCUGCCAGGAGUGCAACAGCCGCCACUUGCAGGACGCGUGUCCGUUGGUCAGCCCGCAGUACACAAUAGCGGACGCUGUUAGCUAUCAGGAGUGGCUGGCCAAGCAUCAGGACAAUGCCGAGGUCAUCAAGGCCAUGAAGACCAUCGACCCGAUGUCCGAGGGCUACGGGCGGCCAGCGGACGAUGGCUGCGAGUCGGACGACGAGACGUUGUCCGGUGAGCAGUGCAAGAGCAAGGCGAAGGCGCAGCGGGAGGAGAAGCAGUUGACGGUCGACGUGGAGCGGCCGUUGUACGCGAGGGACUCGCUGCCCGACUGCCUGGAGCUGAGGUUCACCAACAACGACCACGGCCUUGGAAUUUACGCCAAGAACCCGGUGCCGAUGUACGCCAAACUCGGCCCGCUCAUCGGCAUGCCGGUCAGGGAGAUGGACAUCCCGGACGACUUCUCCAUGCGCCAUAUCUGGGAGGUAGAUAAUAACGGGAAGAGUGUUUACGUCAGCACUACGGACCCGCUGAAGAGCAAUUGGAUUCGAUAUAUCAGACCGGCUGAGACGAAGGAGAAACGAAGCGUCGCCGUCAUCACCAAGCAGGGUCAACUGCACCUUGUCACUACGCAGAAUAUCACAUCGGGCAUGGAGCUGACUUACUGGGCGGACUCGCAAUCCUUCGCAUGGACGAGGAAGAACAAGACGGACAAAACCAAUUGCGGGGGGUGUAACCUGAAUUUCUCACACCCGAUAUACUACCGGUUGCACUGCUGCAUCUUCCAUGACACUAAUUACAGUCUGACCAUCAGGAAGUACCACUGCAAGGUCUGCGGCGCGGCGGUUCUCGGCAAGGACAACAUCAUGAAACACGCGGCGGAGUUGCAUGCGGGUCGCGGCGCGUAUCAGUGUCAGUACUGCAAGAAAUUCUUCCUGAGGCUCAACUACCUGGAGAUGCACAGGACCUACGGGUGCGCGCAGAACCCGCAACGGUCGCGGCCCCUGUGCGACUUUUGCGGCCGCAAGUUCUGCCAGCCGCAGAAGCUGAAAGUACACAUCAAGAGAAUGCAUAAUGAUAUGGCCGAGGUGCUAAGGGAGUUUCAAUGCAAGUCGUGCUUGAAACUGCUGGGCUCCCGCGCGGCUCUGCAGCGCCAUAUGAAGGAGGUUCACCACAAGGACGUCAUCGCCGCGGCCACCUGCGACCGAUGCGGCAAGAUGUUCCAGAACAAGAGCAACUUGAAGAUACACAUGCUGACGCACAGCGGCGUAAAACCGUUCAAAUGUAAAGAGAACAGUUGCACGGCGGCUUUCACGACGAAGCAAUGCCUGCAAUUCCACUACAAGAAGGUGCACGGCCUCACGGAGGAGAUGAUGCCGAAAAUCGAGAGAUCCGUGGCGUACACGUUCGACGCGUACAGCGGUGGCCUCGUGGAGGAAAGUUCUUGCGGAAAGGCCACUCAUUCCAACAGAAGAAAUUCUCAGCAGGACAACAGCAACAGUUUGCCAUCCGUGGACGACUGCAGUUCAGAGAACAGCCUGAAGGUCGAGGUGCCGGUGAAUUCGGGUCACAACAGCAUCAUAGAAUUCUCGAGCAACGGGAACACGGUAAAGUACAAGUCGGAACAGGAGCUCCAGAUCCCCAUGUCGCCACAAGCCGCGUCCUUGUCGGUCGGCCUGGACGCUAGCAUAGAGAACGUCCAACGGCCACCGGAAGUCGACAUGUACAGCGCGUCCGCGAAGGUGCAGAGCAAGGGCAGCAAGAAGUGGAUGGGCGAGUUUAACCCGCCAGUCUCAUCCGACCUGGUGACUGUCCACCUCCCGCCGACCACGGCGCCCUCCGACGUGUACGACUUUGAAGACGACCGGAAAGACAACGGCGAAAAGACGGCGACGCGCAGCACCAUUGUCACGACCACUCAGACCCUGAUCGACGGCAACAAGCUGAGUCUGAGUGUGUACCGCAGGACCGAGAGCGCGAACGCUAGCCUCCUGGUCGAGGCGGCCCUAGACGCCGCGGAGAGGGACAUCGGCACAGUAUCCAGCCCGAUCCUGGAGGAUAACGACCGCGAGGCCAACCUAUACACCAUCUCGAACCCGCUGCAGUCGCCGAUGCCGCAGCGCUCACCGAACCACUUGGACUCCUACAUACAGCAGCAAGAGGAGCUGAUGUCGCCCGCGCCGACGCCGGACGACCGGCACAGUCCGCCCAAUCAUUUGCACGUGGACUAUCACCUGCACCGACCGGUCGACUACAUGAACACCUCGCGGACGCACAACAUCGAGCAAUACCUGCACCACGAGGAGCUGCCGCGCGUCUCGUCGCCCAACUACAUCCACAUGCAGCAAGAGGACCUGGUGUCACCGUCCGCCACUCCGAAUCCUCGCUAUCAGGACAUGCACCAUCACCACCAGGUGCCCACAGACAAUCUGUCGAGCGACGAGGGUGACGCGGUCGCGCAGAACCUCAGCCUGUCCGUGAAGGAGAAGGCAUUGCAGUUGGACCUGUCGACGUCUUACAAGUCCUACGACCCGCUCGAGCAGGACUUUAUCCGUGAAAGGCCGAACUUUGAGCCACUGAUGCUGAACAGCGGCGAGCUCCAGGGUCUUGACAUGUCCGCCCGUAGCUUCCAUCACAGCUUCGGCGUCCAAGUGCAGAAUACACGCUACCACCACCACCACCUGUACGACAUAGGUGAGCGGCAGAGCGUGGACCUCAGCAGGACCGGCAGCUAUUCCAUGUCGCCGCCACCGCCGCCGCCGCCUCCACCGCCUUAUCCUCAUGGGGACGUUCUGAGGGUGGUGAGUUUAGACCUCACGCCCGGCGGCAGGCACAGCGUCGACCUGAGCCUCUCGAGAAGUCACCAUCUGCAUGGCUCAGGUGCCACCCGCGUCAUCACCAGCCCGCAGUCGGCCGGCUCGGCGACGACGCACGUGGUGCCUGACGCUGGCGAUGGCCGGAUGUUGUCUCCGCCGCCGCCUCCUUUGGCUGGCUACAACCCUAGCUACCCUGUGAGCCCGGCUCCGUAUCACCCUCCGAGAACAGGGUAUCACCAUUACCCCGGUUAUUAUUGAUCGUUCUCGAUCUUCAUCGUCGACAACGCGACGGCUGGUGAUCAACCUGCUGGUCCCCCCGACAAGGUUCUCCUCUCCAAACGUCGGCGGGCCUCGGUCCUCCCGCGGGUCGCUUUCAUCCUUAGCGAGUUUAGGUCAUUGGUCAUCCAAGUGCUCGUGCAGCACGCUUCACCUUGCGACGCACCCGCGUCGCAGAGGGGGACUGCCAUUUUCAUACACGACGUUCGUCAGAUAGCGCUAAACGAUACGUUGUCCGCGCGGUCAAGUCGGCCGUACGCAGGCCGGCACGGUGACCUUGACGUUUAGCAGACACAGGGUUGCUAGAAUAUUCCAUGCGAGAACACGCAUCGUGUCUGCCGAUGAUUAUUUCACGAAACGACGAGAGUAUGUGAAGAAUUUGCUCCUUUUCCCUUGCAUGAUUUUACGAUUAGCGCUAGGGACGCCAUGUUUUCUCAAGAAUAAAGGUUAAGAGCACCGUUGUCGUUUUGUCGAAUGGUCAGUAGUCACGAUGGGCGAAUUGUAACAAUGCAGAGUGAUGCGGGUGACUGCAGAGUCGGGAGGCGAUUCGUUGCUGUUACAAGUUACUUUUUUUCAGCGACAGUUUGAGCCGUUUCUCAAGCGAGCAAUAUAUAUGAAGAAUAUAUAAUUCUUCAUCAUUGUCAUUUGGUUUCCGGCAUGGACGAUGCACCGUCACGAAGUCAUAUCAAAUUUAAAGCUUAGUCACUUUCGAGAAGUCACAGUGGCACCGUUUCAUAUCUUCAGCUGAACAGUCAUUCAACUUUCACGUGACGUCAUGACCUUUCGAUGAUUCGCACCGAAAAAGCGCAAACGACUUUAUGUGUCAAGAAUAAUUGGUCGGUUUGUGAGACGUCAGAAGCGAGAGAACACGCGCUCGAGAUUCUUCACUUGCGGUCGAGAAGGUUUGCAAAGCAGGCCGAAAACUUUUCUUUUGCCUCAGUAAUCAAGAAACAGCCAGAAAAUCGACCGUGCUCGCGCUAGUUUCGGCGAAGUCACUCGAACGACAGAAAACAAAGUUGAAGUUCAAAGCUGGAAGGAACAGACCUAUUAGCUGAAGUGGUCAGAAUGCCAGAAGAUUAUCAGAAUUGCAAUGGGAAAUUUUCCAAAUGUAUGAUGUGACGGUAGCGGCAACGAAUCGCUUUCGGGAGGCAACUUCCCUAACCCUGAAUGACCGAAGAAUCCUGUAGAUGGCAGGGUUAUCGCGCUGGUCUGCGUAUGAGAAUCGCGACGCUGAGGUCUCGUCGAGAGGAAGGAUUAUUAGAAGAAGAAGAGGAGAAAAGAAUCAACAGUAUCACACGGUAGCGCAGACAGUCGUGACCCUGUAGCUUAGCGCGAUAAAUAUACGAGAGUGCGCGACCAUGACGUUCAGAGAAGAAGAAGAAGAGAGCGGACGUUAUUUUUUUAAGAGAAACAAGUCAAGUAGCGAGAUUCUACGGAGAGAAAUCUAUUCCAGAAUACGAUAGCGGAGAGAUAUCUUAGUUCACCCGUACAUAUAUAUAUAUAUAUAA
Messenger RNA from Harpegnathos saltator (Jerdon's jumping ant), 6285 nucleotides. RefSeq lists its product as uncharacterized. The transcript has 8 exons. The record is from RefSeq and is a predicted model, not a curated record. Lineage: Eukaryota; Metazoa; Arthropoda; Insecta; Hymenoptera; Formicidae. Gene Ontology annotation, molecular function: protein binding. Bases 158 to 4759 code for a protein of 1533 amino acids.